UAGAGCAACAUACUAAAGAGAAAAAAAAGAAAGAUAUUGUGCACUUUAAGUUUCAUAAUUUAUAUUACAAGGGUAUAAUGCCGAGUCUACAAGGAAUCAACAUGGCAAUGACAUUGAUUCAUGAUGCAAGAGAAGAGAAACAUGAAAACAUUCAAGAAGAGAACAUUAAUAGUCUUACCAAUCUUGCUAUCACGCAAUGCAUUGGCGAAACAGAUGCCAAUUUGAAUGCACUAAUUACUCGCUAUGUGGAUACUAUAACCAAGAACAACUUACGUAACUUAGGUUACCCCACGAAUCAAGACUUCAAUUAUGACGCAUUGGCACCAUUGAUUCAUUUUCAUUUGAACAAUGCUGGAGAUCCAUUUCUUGGAAGCAGUUUCUCUCUAAAUUCAAUGACAUUUGAAGUUAGUGUGCUUGAUUGGUUUGCUAAACUAUGGGAGAUAGAGAAGAAUGAGUAUUGGGGAUAUGUCACAUCUGGUGGAACUGAAGGCAAUCUUCAUGGAAUUUUAGUAGGGAGAGAAAAAUUUCCAGAUGGAAUUCUAUAUACUUCAGAAGAUUCACAUUAUUCAAUACCGAAAAUAGCAAGAAUGUAUCGAAUGCAAUGUGUGAAGGUUGGUUCUUUGAUCUCUGGUGAAAUUGAUUGUGUUGAUCUAGAGACUUCUCUACUUGCCAACAAGGACAAACCAGCCAUCAUCAAUCUAAACAUAGGGACGACUUUGAAAGGAGCUAUUGAUGAUAUUGAUCUUGUAAUACAAACACUUUACAAAUGUGGAUUUACUCGUGAUCGAUUCUACAUUCAUUGUGACGGUGCUCUAUUUGGUAUCAUGUUGCCUUUUAUCGAACAAGCUCCAAGGAUUAGCUUCAAGAAACCUAUCGACAGUGUAACUAUUUCGGGUCAUAAGUUUUUGGGAUGUCCUUCGCCUUGUGGUGUUUUGAUAACUCGUUUGAAAUACAUCGAUGCCCUCUCAAGAGAAUGUGGCAUCAUUGCUUCAAGGGAUGCUACAAUCACAGGUAGCCGUAGCGGGCAUGCUCCAAUCUUAAUGUGGUACGCUCUCAAAAAAAGUGGUUUAAUAGGACUUGAGAAUGAAGUGAAUAAUUGCAUGAUGAAAUCACGUUACUUACUAAAUAAACUACGUGAUGCUGGAAUUGGUGCAAUGUUAAAUGAGUUUAGCAACAUAGUUGCAUUUGAGAGGCCCCAAGAUGAUCAAUUUACCCGUAGAUGGAAUUUGGCAAGCAAUAAAAAUAUUUCACAUGUGGUAGUGUUGAAACAUGUUACUAUUGAAAUGCUUGACUCAUUUGUUCUUGAGUUUGUCCAAAAACGAUUGAUUUGGUCUAAAUAUGGACAAUUUCAGCCUCUAUGCAUUGCAAACGACGUUGGUUCUAGAAAUUGUGCUUGUUCGGUACACAACUUAUCUGGAAAUUAUCAGCUAAAUUGUAUGUGAUGUAUUGGCUUGGAUGGCUUCCGUCGACGAUUUGGUGGAGUGUGAUGGUGGAGAAUUACUUCUUGUUUUUGAUUCAUUGUUUUUUAAUUCAUUGUUGAAAGAGAAAAAUUCAAAAAAAUAAAAAGAAAAUCUCGUAUUGUUUGGCUAGCAACCUCGUACAUUUGGUUGGAAAGAAAUGAUAUACUCUUCAAUGGAAAGAUCACAAACUUGAAGGAGGUUGUUUGUUACAUCAAGAGAACAUCUUAGAUUGGUUUAUUAAUUGGGAGGGUAGAGGUAAUGUUUUUACUUCUUUUUUUUUUGGGUUGGUGGAAUAAUAUGUUAUCAUGUCUUCAAAUUAUGUAUGAAAAUUUAUUAUUAUAAUGGGUUUUGUAUCCCCUUGUACUCUC
Molecule: messenger RNA, 1828 nt
Organism: Trifolium pratense (red clover)
Lineage: Eukaryota; Viridiplantae; Streptophyta; Magnoliopsida; Fabales; Fabaceae
Product: serine decarboxylase-like
Exons: 6
Coding region: 78-1442 (454 amino acids)
Biological process (GO): carboxylic acid metabolic process
Molecular function (GO): pyridoxal phosphate binding; carbon-carbon lyase activity
Source: RefSeq, a predicted model, not a curated record